Molecule: messenger RNA, 15504 nt
Organism: Closterium sp. Naga37s-1
Lineage: Eukaryota; Viridiplantae; Streptophyta; Zygnematophyceae; Desmidiales; Closteriaceae
Source: the annotation of a GenBank genome assembly
AUGCGCAGGCAUCCAGGUCCCCCGCCUUAUGGUCCGCGUCGCGCGGGAUCCACCGCGCCCGCUGGCGCACACGGCUAUGGUGGCGGACAGGGCUACACUAGCGGCGGCGGAAGCAGCGGUUAUGGCGGACACGGGUACACGGGGGGAGGCGGUGGCGCAGCUAGGGGCCCGCGCGGAGGCAGGUCGCCGUAUACGCAGCAUUCUUCCGCGCAACCGCCUGUUGCGCAAGCUCCCCCAGCGGCACCUCCCCCGCCUCCCCCUCCGCCAGCCCCCGUGAACCCCGCCGUUGCGGAGGCUGGCGCGCGGGCUGUGCGGUGGCUAGAGGAGGCAGCGGAGGGAAUCGGCGCUGACGUGGCGUUGCGCGGAGCGGCCAGCGAUUCUGGAGCCAGCCGUUUCUCGACAGCUGGCGGCGAUGGAUUGCCCCAGGAGGUGCAGCAUAUAAGCCGAGUGGCGUCGCUUCUCCAGUCGCCCUUGGCCCCUCAGCUGCUCGCCUGGGAGUCCACAGCCGGUCGCAUCUGGAUGCUGCUAGAACGGCUGCUCGCACACAGGGACGCGGUCAUCCAAUCAGCAGCCGCGUCUGCCAUCGGGGUUGCAGCGGCCGUGCGCCUCCCGUCCGAAACGAUCCCUCUCUCUCCAGCCGCUGCAGCGCCGCCAGCUGUCGCCGUCUCAUUCGCAGGAGCGGAGCGCCUCUUUGCGUGGGCCCUCCCCCAGCUCACAGAUCCCAAUGCUGACGUGGCAAACACGCGCCUCGCGCUGCUGGCAGCUGCUCCGUUCUGCCAGCUGGCACCCGCGCCUUUGCCGCCCGAAGCUGAGCUGAGCUCAGCAACAGGUGCUCCUGCAACCACAACAAGUGCUGCAGCAGCAGCAACAGGAGGUGGAGGAGCAGGAGCAGGAGCGGCAGCAGCAGCAGCAGCAACUGCAGCAGCAGCGGCAGCGGCAGCAGCAGCAGCAUCAGAGCCAUAUGUCUCCAGCUGUGUGCAGGCCUGUCAGGGCUUGCUAGAGGACGAGGGAACGCCGCCCACGCUCCUCCCGCCCAUCCUCUCCGUCCUCGUCGCUGUCGCAGAGCGCUUUCCCGGAACCUUCCUGCAGCAGUUUGAGGAGAUUAUCGACCUGCUGCUGGGAUGGGCCAUGGAGCCGUCAGUUCUGCCGGCUAGCCGGCAGCUUAUCGGUGACUGCUUCUUGCGGUUCGGCCGGCAGUGGCGGGAAAAAGGAACGUUCACUCGAAACGUGCUGCUGAAACUGGUGGGGGAUAUUGAGACAGAGGUGAAAGCAGCGGCGGGUGAUAGCGGUUCUGCUGGUGGUGCUGCUGGUGCUUCUGGGAGUGUGGGGGGUUCGGGCAGUAGUGGCGGUGUGGGGGGAAGGAGUAGGGCAGCAGCAGCAGCAGCAGCGGCAGUAGAGGCAGACGCUUCAGAUGCUCGCUUGGCCGCACUGACUUUGUCUUUUAGCGCCGUUCUGGGCGGCGUGACAGGCUGGCGAGGCGUCCCUAGUGCCAGCACUUAUAGCGGGGCUAUUGGGGGAAGUGUGACUGGCGCGGUUAUUGGGGAUGCAGCAGUUAGGCGCGGGAAUGGGGCUGGGAGAGAGGAUGAUUCAUGGCGGCAGGUGGUUCCGUUGGAGGGUCUGUUCCGGCGCUGGCUGGUGCUGCUGAGAGAUCUCCUGCAGGUGGACAUUCAGGUGGAUUCUCAGGUGGAGGGAGGAGAUGGUGGGAAAGCAGUGCCAGUGGCAGCAGGGGGGCCGAGGGCAGCAGCAGAAGGUGGGGUAGCAAGCGGGGGAGCAGCAGGAGGGGGAGGGCAGGUGAGGAGGGUGCCAGUAGGGAGAGCGGGCGUGGCACGGGUGGCGUGGGUGGCGGAGUGGUGGGCGGUGCUGCCUGUCUUUGUCUGGGCGCUCUGUGCCCGUGGUGGUAACCAGGUGACUUUUGAGUCGACUCAAAAGUCGCUCUGUGCCCGUGGUGGUGGUAACCACCUGCAGUACCCGUGGAAAGAGAAGGAACAGCAGAAGCAGCAGCAGCACGGAGAGGUGUUUUCUUUUGAGGUGCCUCAAAAGUCGCUCUGUGCCCGUGGUGGUGGUAACCACGUGCAGUACCCCUGGAAAGAGAAGGAACAGCAGAAGAACCAGCAGCAGCAGCAGCAUGAAGAGGUGUUUUUUCUGCCGCACCGCUGUUUCUCUCCUGUUGGGCAGUUUCUGAGCAGCUUCUACGUGCCAGCUGUCGCGCCGCUCCUGAACGCCGUCGCCAGCACGCGCCUCUUCCCGCCGCCCGCCCUCGCGGCCGUGCUGCGCUGCCACCUGGCAGCGCUUGAUUCGCUGCGCGGACUCUGUGUGACGGAGCUGCAGGCUAAACUGGGGGAGGUGGCACCUGUCGAGUCCAACGCUUUAGACCAGAGAGAUCAGCAGCAGCAGCACCAGCAGCAGGGUAGGGAAGAUGAGAAGCCAGAGAACUUGGUUGGAGACGGGAAGGGAGGAGAUGGGAAAAAUCUUUCCGUUGAGGGGAAGGGAAGAUAUGGGAAUAAUUCCCCUCCCAGAAGUUCCUUAUCAGCAGACCCCCUGGCUGCAGCCUUCUCCGCGCUGCUCUUCGCCCGCCCCUACGCCCCGCUCCCGCUCCUCCGCCUGCACCCCCACCCUGCUGUCGCCUCCGCUGCUGCCGACACCCUCCUCUCGCUCCUCGCCUUCCCUCCUCUCACUCUCCCCCUCAGCGCGCACCCACCUCCCCUCACACCUUCCCUGCCCCGUACACAUCGCACACAGAUACCCACCACCUGCUUCACCUCCCUGUCAGUGCCGCUCUCCUUCCUGCUGGCAGAGAUGCGUGACUGCUACCGCUGUGCCACUCCCACCACACACUGUAGCAGCUCUGGUAACCAGGUUACCGGUGGGCUUGCAGGUGGAUUUACUGAUGGGGUUACCAGUGAGGGGGGGGGAGGGGCAGUGAAGCAGCGGAGGAAGAGGAGAAGGGUUGUGCGGCCACUGGGGUAUCGUACCCUCUUUGAUGGGAAUUCCGCGUUGGAAGGCUGGUGCAGGCAGCACGGGGCUGACCUGUCGCCGUCUGCUGACGUGUCGGACUGGGAUUGGACGGAGGAGGAAGCGGAGGCGCUCCUGCGGUUUGACCUGGUGGCUCUCUCCUCGGGAGUGGCGGCGUUUCACGGGCUCAGGGCCGCCUCUCAGGCUGCGUUCCGAGGCGAGCGCAUGCUGUUGGGGUUCGGUGUGAUGACUACCACAAGCACAUUCGUUACUGUCACAGGCGCUACUGCUGGAAACAUCUCCCCUUGUGACGUCCCGGGGGCACCUGUUACAGCUGCCGCUGGCAGUGCUAGUUCUGAGAGAUUAAAGAGUGAAAGUGCUGAGGACGGUGCUAAGGAUGGCACUGACAAGACUCCUUUUGGGAGGAGAAUCAGGAGCAGCACCACAGGUUCAUCUGCAGCUGCUCUUGUGCUUGCUGAGCUGGCGCUUAGCUGGCGUGACGUGGCGUGGGCAUUGCAGGAGGGCGAGGCCUCCGCAGCUUCAGGUGAAUUGCCAGUCCACCUGGCAUCAGCGUCAGGUGAUUUGCCGCUCAAGCCACAUCAGCUGGUGGGGGUUCUCAACCUGCUGUCCCGCAAGCAGUCCACGUCAGCACCGCCGCCGCACUCUGAAUGGCUCCUGCGGAUUCUGCUCACCCUCCCAUCCUCUCCUCCCUCCACUUCCUCUCUCCCCUCACCUCCUACUGCUUCUUCUCAAACCACGUCAGCAUCAUCUGAAGCAGAAGCAACAACUAGAGAGCUGGACAGCUGGCGCCAGCUGGCGACGAUGAACGGUGAGCUGGCGCUUAGGUGGCUGGUCCAGCUGGCAGCGCGGCAGUGCAUGAGCGGGCGGCUGCGCACGCAUUACGGGGGAGCAUCUGCCACGUUUGCAGCCUUUGAACGGACUCUCUCUGACGCCACCACUCCGACUGUCGCCCGCCUGCCCCUGCUGCCCAAAGGGGUGCUGGUGGUGGUGCCAGGGAAGAGAGGGACACGAGGAGGAGGAGGAGGGAAAGAAGCCUCGUCGUCAGCUUUGGGCCGAACCAGCUCAGCAGACGCGAUUGCUGGCCUGAGGGAGUGGCUGCAGGUGCUCGUGCGGUCGCUGCCGCACCCUCCUGCCUCUGCUAGUGUUGCUGCAGCUGGUGUUACUGCUGUGAAUGCAGGUGCAGCUGUUGCCGCAGCAUCAUCAGCAGCAGAGCUUUUACAGAAACAUGUGUGGCUUCUAAAGGGGAUGGAGCUGGAGGCAGAUGGAAGGUUCGAGGAAGCUGCCGAGCAUUACAGAGGGGUGAUGGAGACAGGAAGGGUUGGUGAUAGUGGCAGUGCUGGUGCUGGGGGUGGUGGUGAUGGUGGGGUAAGAGGAACAAAGGCGAUGGGGAUGGUGGAGAAGAGUGGGUUGGGGCGAGUGGGGCAGUUAGGAGCAGAGGAAUCGGAAAGAGGGGGAAGGGGAGAGGGAGGCGGAGAGGAGGAGGGCGAGGGGUCUGUUGUGGGUGCGCGGCUGAUAGACGUGUACAGCGCUGUGGGGGACUUGGAGCAGCUGCAGGCGUUCCUCAAGGCCAAUCCUCUCAGCCAAUCAGCUGAAGCUGCCACGUCAGCAUGCCUGCACUUCCAGCAGGACCUGUCGUCAGCUCUCUCCCUCGCAUCCUUCGACCCGCUCCUCCUCACCCCCCCCAACCCGUUCAACGGGCAUGUUGCUGGAAGCACGGAGGCAGGAAGAGAAGCCCACCAAGCCCCACCUCUGCUGAUGCCGCUGCUGUCUGCUCCUCCGCAGCAUGCCGAAGCUGCCUCGGUGCUUCGGCUGCAUCUGGCUCGCCAGGCCAGGCUCGGUGGGAACCUGCGGUUGGCGAAGCGGCUGCUAUCCGGUGCGGUGACAGCUCCGGUAGAUCAGAAAGGGAGAAGCGAUAGACAAGAUGAGGUGAGAGGAGAGGUGGGGAUGUGGAGGGCGAUAGAGGCGUGUGAGGUGGCGCAUGCUGAUAGGCGACAGCUGGAUGCUGUGGAAGGGAUGUGCCAGAUGCCGCAAGCCUGGCUGGCAUACGCCCAGUGGCUGGACUGCAUGGCUGACACACGCAUGCCCUGCCAUGCUGCCACGUCAGACGCUGACGUGGCGCAAGGCGAUGAUGAUGGUGCCACGUCAGACCGAGCAGCCGCAUCAGCUAGGGAGGAGGAGGAGGAGCAGGAGAUGGAUGUGCUAGCAGCGUUGCCUGCUUCCUUAGAUGAUGAUUACAGUGCCGAUGCUGCUGCUGCUGCUGCUGCUGCUGGUGGUGGUACGACCGGCGUGGGUGCAUUGAGCUCUGGGCAGGGUGCCAUCUCCCCACCAUCGUUUCAGCUACCAGACACUCUGUCGCUCUCGCCUGCACUCUCUCCUCUAGGGACCGCCACCAAUGAGGCGACAGAAGCGGCAACAGAGGAAGCAGAAGCAGCACAAGCAUCCGCGCUCCCAGCUGCCCAAUCCCUGGCUGCCACGUGUCUCACCAUCAUGGACCGGUUCCUGCUUCUCCCAGCCCCACCAACCACUCCUUCCCUUCCUGCCCCAACCCCGAUCUCCCACACUCUUCCCCAGCUCCUCUCCAUUUCCCCCUCACGUUUCAAAGCCAUGGGGCCUAAUGGUUCGCUUGUGGCGGGCAGGAGAGGGGAUGCGGGUGCAGUAGAGGCGGGUGGGUUGGACGGUGGGUUGGACGGUGGGUUGGAUGGUGGGUUGGAUGCGAGGUGCGUGGGAGGUGUGUCGGGGGCGAGUGGUGAGGUAGAGGAAUGCUUGCGGCAGGAGCUGCUGCAGCAGCUGAGUGCAGAGCUGACAGUUGUGCUGGGAGGAGGAGAUCAGCAGAUGGGUUAUUGUGGUGAGGAGGACAGUGGGGAUGCUGCUGCUGCUGGCGGUGGUGCUGCGUCGGCUGUGGCAGCGGUGGCAACGCCAGCAGCGGCAGCAGAUGUGGCAGAAGCGGUGCAUCAGCUGCUCGCCACCUGGCGUGCCGCCCGUUUCCGAGCGCUGUCAACGCGACACCUGGCAGCCCGCGCAUACAUGCGGUUCCUGCAGCUGGCUGGGGGGUGCUGGGGCGGAGGAGGAGGGGAUGGUGUGAGGGUUGAUGGGGGAGGGGACGUUGGGAGGUGUGGAGAUAGUGGGAGGUAUGGAGAUAGUGGGAGGUGUGGGGAGGAACGUGGCAGGAAGAGCAGGAAGAGGAGCAAGGGGAGUGCCAGUAGCGCAAGGGAGAAGGGGAGGGGGGAAUCCACGAUGAACGGGAGGGAAGGAUGGUCCGGGGAGUGCUCUGGGAUUGUGCAGGGUUUGGAGCGGUUGGAGGGGGUGGAAAAGGGACGUGAGGCUGUUGAGGUGGGUAGUGCGAAGCAACGCAGGUGGGAGGGGAGGACGGAGGAGGAUGGUGGUUCGUGUGGUGGGGAGACCGUGGCUGGCGGGAGUGCAGUGCUGACAUGUGUCGCGAUGCGAGUGGUGGAUAUUCUCAUGCAGCACGGCUCGCACAUGCCGCCCGUGGUUGCCGCCCCCAUGGACGUCGGAUGCCCACACGCCUGGCAGGUGUGUGUGGAGAUGGUGGUGCAUACAGUGGGUGGGGUAGAACAUUUUAAAGUUUCACUUUCACGUCCCGCAUUCUCCUCUCUUCCCCCUUCUCUCCCACCCACAACCACCUCCCCUCCCUCUCGCUCCGUACAGCCCGUUCUCCCCCAACUCCUGGCGGCGAUAUCAGCGCAGCGCAGCACGGCAGUCAGGCUGCAGCUGACACGUGUCCUGCUCUCAUUGGCCGGCGCGGCCCCGUCCCUGGUGGUGUACCCGCUGUGUGCAGCUGAGAAGCACCGCCUUCAGCACCUCAGCCUUGCGCUCGCCUCCCUGCCUGCUCUUGCUCCUCCUCCUACCACCUCUCCUCCUGCCGCCCCUUCUGCCGCCCCUCCUACCGGCCCUCCUACUCCUCCUACUCCUCCUGCCGCCUCUCCUGCCGCCCCUUCUUCUGCUCCUCCACCUCUCUCAGCCAGCUUGGCCAGUUCUGCAAGUGCUGCUGCUGCCCCAUCGUCCGUUAAUGCUGGAGCACCACCAUCCCGCCAUGGUGACAUCGGCGCGCGCGCUGCUGACAUCAGCGGAUCGUCUGGCAGUGCUACCAGAGGAGCGGCUGCUGUCCUCCCUUCAGUCCUGCCUCUCCCUCCUCCACCGCUCCCUCUCCUCCCUCCUCCUUCUCCCUGCUCCUCUUUAUCCCCCCUCCUUAUGCUCUUUACACCGCCCGUUAUUUCACCAUCCUUCUCGUUCCCCUCUCCCCCCAUAUCCCUUAUUCCCCCCUGUCCUUGGUUCCAGGAACACCACCAUCCCGCCAUGGUGACAUCAGCGCGUGCGCUGCUGACAUCAGCGGAUCGUCUGGCAGUGCUACCAGAGGAGCGGCUGCUGUCCUCCCUUCAGUCCUGCCUCUCCCUCCUCCACCGCUCCCUCUCCUCCCUCCUCCUCUCCACCCGCCACCAACUCGCCGCCUCCUCCGCUGCUUCUGCUGCUGCCGCUGCUGCCGCCGUCCCAGCCGCUGCUGAUGUGCGUCUGGGGGGGCAGAGACAGGGGCUAAGGCAGCCACAUGCUGCUGCCUCUGCUUCUGCUGCUGGGGUUUCUGCUGGUGGCGGUGGUUCUGGUAGAGGGGGUGUUGCUUUGAAUGGCGUUGCGUUGACUGGCGCUCCCCUUUUAACGCCAGUGAUUUCGGGGAUUGCGAUUACGGUUGUGGGGAGUGGAGGCGAGGGGGAGGGGACGGAGGGAGAAGCAGGGAGAGAGGAGGAGGAGCGGCAAGAGACAGGGGUGGGCGAGGGGGAGGGAGAGAGGGAGAGGGAGGAGCUAGCUCAAGAUGACAAUGAUGAUGAUGAUGAUAGCAGGGGGGUGGUGGACACAGCAGUGCCUGGCGCACUGCUAGAUGGUGAUGCUACUGUCGCUUCCACCGCCGCUGCCGCCGGCGCCGGUGCUGAUGUUGUGAGUCCUGUGGCAUUGAUGUCCGUCCCAGCACAUGCGUCUGCAGUCCCUGCAAUCUCGGCAGCACUUGCUGCUGCCGCCGCUCCUGCCGCAGCUGCAAGCAUGCAUGGGGGCAGCAGCAGUGCACCAUCGGUGCCAUUUGUGCCCACAGUGCAGGAGGUGCGAGCUGCCUUCCAAGUCAAGUAUCGGGAGAUAGUGGCGGGAGUGGUGAUGCGCCUGCAGGGGAUACUGCACAUCUGGGAUGCUGAUGCUGCCACUCUCGCUGCUGCUGCUGCUGCUACUGACGCUGCAGCUGAUGCUGCUGCUGGUGCUGGUGACGCAGGAGCAGCAGCAGCAGCAACCCCACCCACCAGCAGCAGCCCGCUCUCUCCCCUAGCGGCCUACCUCUCCCCUCGGGAACUCCAUCUGCGUCCCAAGCUCCGCCCUCUCAUCGCUGCAGCUGUAGCCGCGCUACAGUCCCCGCCUGCUGAUGUCAGCAGUGGCGCACUACGAGACAAAUGCCGCCCGCUGGAGGCGGCUGUAGCGGCGCUGCAGAGGGAGCAGCGGCGGUACCUCUCGCUGCCAGAUGUCGCGCCGGGAUUCGCCGCUUUUAGGGACACUGCCGCCCCUGUCCCUGGUUGUUUAUCCAACUCCGUUACUAGCAAAUUCGCUACAGGGAGUAGUGAUACUGGGGCUUUGCUUAAUGUAUGUGCUUAUAACGAAGGGCUAGUGACAGUAGCUGCUGUGAGAGACAAGGUCGAAGUGCUCAGCACCAAGACCCGCCCCAAGCGCAUCGUGAUCGUCGGAUCCGACGGCCAGGAUCGCAGCUUCCUGAUCAAGGGCCGCGAGGACCUCCGAUUGGACGCGCGGAUUUCCCAGCUCUUCCAAGCGGCCAAUGCGCUGAUGCAGAGCCACGGACCAACCAGGAAGCGACAGCUGGCGGUGAGGCAGUAUGAGGUGGUGCCGACGGGGAGUCAGUCGGGUAUGAUCCAAUGGCUGGAGGGGUUGCACAGCCUGUACUCGCUGUAUAAGGCGUGGCAGUCCCGCCAGGCCGCUGCUGCCACCGCUGCUGCUGCCGCUGCCGCCGCUACUGCUGGUGGGGUUGGUGCGGCUGGUGGUGCUGCAGGUGGUGGUGCAGGAGGGAAAGGAGGAGCAGCAGUGCCGGCAGGAGCAGCACCAGCAGCAGCAGCAGCAGUGCCAGCUGUGCAGCGGCCCACGGAGAUGUUUUUUGCCAAGGUGGGAGCAGCGCUGCAGGCGAGAGGCAUGAGCCGGAGCACGCCGCGCUCUGAUUGGCCGGCGGACGUGAAGCGCAGCGUGUUUGAUGAGCUGGCGCGGGAGGUGCCACGUCAGCUGCUGGCGAAGGAGAUGUGGAGCUCGACGACGGGCUCCGAGGGGUGGUGGGGCAAGCAGCAACGCUACAUAGCAUCAACAGCCGUCACCAGCACAGCCGGCUACAUCCUCGGUAUCGGCGACCGCCACCUCGACAACAUCCUCUGGGACCUCUCCUCUGCCUCCCCACCGUCCUCCACCCUUUCUCAACCCUCUGCAUCCGGCUCAGUGGUGCACAUAGACUUCACGGUCGCCUUUGACAGGGGCCGCCUGCUCAAGGUGCCAGAGCUCGUGCCCUUCCGCCUCACCACCACGCUCAGAGGCGCCAUGGGGCUGCCCGGUGCUCUCUCCCCGUCCGGGCCCUUCGCCUCUGCCGCUGUGGCCGCGUUUGAGGCUAUGGGUGGGGGGUUGAUGGGUGGGGGCGAGUGGGGCGGGAUCGGGGGCGAAUGGGAAGGGACUGCUGCUGCUGCUGGUGGUAGUGGGGAAAAAGCAAGGCUUGGAAGAAGAGAGCGUGUGGGGAUGGGGGGAGGAACGGGGAGUGCAGCAGCAGCGGGAGGGGGGGCGUUGCUGCCUGCACUUAUGAGUGCGUUCCUCUGGGACCCUCUGGACGAGUGGGGAGGCCCGCUCGCCCCCGCUGCUGCCACUGCCACUCCCAAACCUGCUCCUCUUGCUCCUGCUGCCCCCACUGCGCCUGCUCCUGCGCCUGCUCCUGCUCCCACUGUACCUCGCGCUGUGCUGCCAGGCGGUGUCUGGGAGGGGGCACUAUUACCGUGGGAAGCGGAGGUGGUGACAGGCGCUGCUGCUCUGGGCGCACACAGGGGGAGGUCUAUGUGGGGAGGGUGGCAGCAGAGCAACGGCAUCAGCAGCAUCAGCAGUGCUGCACGCUCAGCCAAGGGAGGGGCAAUGGGAGGGGCGAUGGAGGCGAUGCUUGAUUCCACCUUCCUCAGACCCUUCCUCCCCCGUUCUUUCUUCCAUUCCACCCUCCUUUCCCCAUCUUACUUCCACCCUCUCUCCCCUCUCCCUUGUACGCCUAACACCCCCACCGCGGUUGUCACUUGUUCUCGUGUCUUUACCCAUAUCCAAAUGUCAAGUGCGUGUGCUUGGUCUGCUCGACCCGCCCUCCCUGCUGCUGCCCGCGGGCCCUCCUCAGCUGCACCGCUGUGCCUCUGUGCCCCACCACUCUCUUGCCUGCACACGGAUUUCUGCAUGUGUGUGUUUCGUGCUGCCCGUUAUGCUACUUUGGCUCUCAGCCUAUCAGUUGCCGCCAAGUCAGCUGCUGCUUCUGUUCAGCACCUUAUCGAGACGUCAGAAUCCAAGAAUCAGGCUCGCUCCGACCUCGCAGCAGCACAGGAAUCCUCCAAGAAGCUUCUCAAGGAAGAGGAAGCUUCCAGGCAUGGGCUGCGAGCAGCCAUGGAAGCCCUCUCUCGCAUCGGCGACCAGCAUCGGGGGAAGGCUCGGCGUGCCGAAGCUAAGGCCGCUGCAGCCAUGGAUGCUGUAGGCGAGGCUCGGCGGUGGUUGGACGACAAACGGGCGGCGCUUGCUGAGCUGGCACCAACUUUGCUGCCAGCUGUCGCUGUCUCUGGUGUUUCGACGCCUAUUCAGAGUGGUGGGAGUGGGAGUGGGAGUGGGAGUGGGAGUGGGAGUGGGAGUGGCAGUGGCAGCGGCCGUUCUGCUGGAUGGCUGAUGGGGGAGGAUGUGAAGCGGUGGGCUGCUGCUGCCAUCCCCAACAUGGCAUGGCAGGACGGCAGUGCUGAUAUCGCCCUGCCCUUGCUCCUGUCAACCUCGUCAUCAUCAUCAUCAUUGCUCGCCCUGACGUCCCCUCUCACUACCAAUGCACUCUCUCUCUUGGAUAUCGCGACCACCAACUCCCCCUCUUCCUCUGCUCCUCCUCACCAGCAAAACCGGCAGCAGCAGCCAGCAGUGCUUCCCCUCGCCGUUAUCCCAGAGGCUCUGCGUGCCAGCUGUUGCCAGCUGGACCUCCACGUCUGCCAGCUGGCGGCCGCGCGCUGCCGUGCCGUGCUGCGAUUGGUCGGCGCACUGAGGGCGUACGGGGAGGCAGCGGUGGUGGCAGGCGGGGUGGGGGUGACGGGCGGGAGGAGGAGAGGCAGGGCGCAGGGAACAGUAGCAUCUGGUGAGAAGAACACGAGCGUGCAUGGAGAGGAGGAGAUGCCGUUUGAGACGUCUGAACACGAGAACAUAGGCAGCAGCAGCAGCACGGGUGCAGCGCGCCUGCCCACUGCAACUGUCUGCAUUAACUCGUAUCUGAGCACGAGCGCUGUGAGCCGGGGGGCGCCUGUUGAGGCGCCUCAGAAGCUACCCACUGCAACUGCAUGCAUCAACUCGUACCUGAGCACGAGUGCUGUGAGCCGGUGGGCUCGCGCACUGGAAGCCACGGUGACAGCGGCGGGGCUGAGAGCGCUGCCAGCAGGGGUGGGGGCGAGGGAGAUGCGCGACGAGGCGAGGGCUGCGAGAGAGGUGCUGGAUGGGAUGGGGCGAGUGGAUGGCGGUGUGGGGGGUGGGAGACGCGUGUGGGCGCUGCCAGGAGGAGGAGGAGGAGGAGGAGGUGAAGGGAUGGUGGAGGGCCCUGGCAGUAGUGGUGGCGGUAGCAGCAGUAGCAGUGGCAGUGGCAGCAGUGGCAUGAGUGGAGAGGAGCGAUUGGUGGAGCGACGGCAGGUGCUGGUUAGGGCAGUAGAGGACGCCUGGAGAGUGGUGAGCGGCGAGAGGAGAGGCGAGCGAGACUCAGAAAAGAAGGCAAAAAUGGAGGAGGCGGCGGAGAAAGAAGAGGGUGCGGAGAAGCAGAAGGGAGUGGUGAGGGAGAUUGAGAGGGUGCUGGUAGGGGUGGGCGGGGGAGGUGGCAACCAGGGAAGGCUGUAUGCGUUGGUGACGGCUGUUGGCCUAGCAGCAGCAGCAGCAGCAGCAGCAGCAGCAGCAGCAGCAGCAGAAGCCACAGCGGUAGCAGGCGCUGGUGUUGGUGCUGCUGGUGACAGUGAUGCUUCCAGCAGAGAGGAAUGGCAGACAGCGGGGAACGAGCUGACAGAGGGCUCAGGUGUGAAGGAAUUGAAAACAGAGGGAGCGCAAGUGGGAGCAACGAAGGAGGGAGCGCAAGAGGGAGUGCUCCGAGGGGUGAUGGCACGAGUGGAAGGCAGGAUUUGGUUCGGCUCUGCACUGGCCUCUCUGCUGACUCAGCUGACAGCUGGCGGUGGGACGCAGAGCAGUGAGCAUGAUGAGCUGGCGGAGGAGUUUGCAGGCGAGCAGCACGUGGCACUGCCUGCGUCUCAGCAGCAGGAAACAACUCGGCAAGAACAAAGGCAGCAGGAUCCAACGCUUCCCUGUCCUUCUGUUGUUCCUGCCACCCCCUCCCUACCAUUCUCCCAACCCUCCAUGUCACCCCACCCUCUAUCGAUCCCCUCGCCCUCAUCCCCUGUGCCCUCGCCUCCCACCACCCCUCCUGCCCGCCUGCCUGCACGCCCUUCACUCUCUCAAGACACUGCUCCCGAGGGAAGGGGGAGGGAUGACAGUAGGGAUGGUGAUAGUAGAGGGGGGAAGGAAAGCAGCGGUGGUGGUGUGGGUGGUGAAGUGGUAGAGGGUGACUCGUGGCUGCUGGGUGCUCUCCAGGAGGAGGAGAGGGCUAUAGACAAGCUCAUGGGCUCGCUCCCUGCUGCUGCUGCUGAUGCUGGUGCUGGGACGGGUGCUGCUGGUGCUGGUGCUGCUGCUGCUGCUUCUGGUGCUGGUGCUGAUGUUGCUGGUGCCAAGGCCCACUCUUCCUUCCUAUCCCUGCUUCCACCCUCUGCUGCCACUGCUGCCACUGCUGCCACUGCUGCCACUGCUGCUCUCGCUGUCCCUCCUGCUCUUGCUGCCCCAGCGUUGGCAGACUCUAUGGAUGUAGCAGAGAUAGGAGCGACCUCCCCUCAUCUGCUCCUCCUACCGCCAUCAGCACGUCUUUUUGUGGUGCGGGUGCAACUGGUGGCGGCAGUGCUGAGAGCGUGUCUAGCCGAGGGGAAAGGAGCAAACGCAGGGCGUGCUGAGAAGGGGAGGCAGGAGGGCACAGAGAAAACCAAAUCUGGCCUAGCAGGGGAAUCUAAUGAGAAAAGCAGGGUGACAGGAGGGGGUAAGGGCUUGGAAGAGCAGGAGGCGAGCCGGAGUAAGGAAGCCGAUCUUUCGAAGAAGAUCCGUGUGGCGGUCUGUGAUUGGCUGAGGGCGUAUACGAGCCAGGGUCUGGGGCCACUGGUGGAGGCCCUAGUGUGCCAGUUCGUUCAACCAGCCAAUCUGGCUUCUGCGCUUGAUGCUCAUUCUGCCACUGCCACUGCCGUCAUCAGUGGCCCUGGUAACGCUGCUUCUGCUGCAACUCUCAGUGGAGCUGGUAGUGCUGAAGGCAGUGGAAGCACUUUUGAUAGUGCUGCUGUCGCUGCUGCAAUGGGUUACAGCAAGCGAGAAUUGGAGCUCUCAUCCCUCAUUGGCCAGUUCUGCCAGGCUGAGGUCAGCAGGCGUGCUGCUGACGCCAGCAAGCAACACGCAGCUGGCAGUGCAACUUCUCCCGGGCCAUCCCCACGCAUGCACGCUGCACACGUGGCAGCCCUUGCUGCUGCACGCGCUGAGCUGGCAGGAUUUGAUUGGCUGCACGAGCCGCAGCUGCCACCUGGCUCUGUGACGCCUGUUCCUGUUGCUGCCACCUUGGGUGCAAGCUCUAGCAGCGUUGAUGCUGCUGCUGCUGGUGUUGCUGCUCACCAAGGCUCACCUGUCCCUGCUGGUGCUGAUGUUUCCGGUGUUGGUAGUGGUGGUGGAAUCGGCAGCAGUCAGCAGCAGCAGCACCAGCAGCAGCAGCCACUACCCUCACCCCCAUCCCGCACUGCCCUGCUAAGCCAAAUCUGUGCCGAUCUGGCCGUGGUGCUAAAGACAACAGAAGCCAUCCAGAUGUGGGAGGCGGCCGGCGCCACUGUAGAAGCCGACCUGGACCGGCUGCUCUUCUGGUGGUAUACCACCACUUCCAGCAGCAACACUAGCAGCAGCAGCAGCAGCAGCAGCAGCAGCAGCAGCAGUACCACCACCAGCAGUAACACCACCAGCAGCAGUAACACCACCACUGCCGCCACCAGCACCACUGGCAGCGCCACCAGAAGCAGCACCGGCGGCAGGGCAGCAUCAGCAGCAGGAACGCCUACCUCUCUCCCCGCGGCGUACUUGGAGCGAAAGCAGCGGCGGCGGCAGGUGCUGUGGGGGGGGCACGAGGGCGUGGGGCGGGUGGUGCAGGUGGUGGGGCGAGUGCUGCAGGUAGAGGCGAGCAGGGACGGCAGGCUCGUUAAAGACCCCGUUGCUGCCGUCAGUGCUGCCGCCAACGCUGCCGCCAACGCUGCUGCUGCUGCUAGCGCUGCUGCCGCUGCCACUGCUGCCAGUGCUGCUGGUGCAAGUUCUGCUGCUGCUGCUCCUAUUGCUGUCGGCGGUGCUGCCAGUUCUGCUGCCCCUGCUGUUGUUGCCCUCGUGCCUCUGUUCCCCUCGGGGCUGCCAGCUGGCGGGCGGCCGGCUGCGGCAGUAUAUGGGCCGCUGCUGAUGGACGUGGACAGGGCAGUUGCUGACGUGGCAGCCUCUGCAGUCCAUCUGCAGGCGGCACAGCAGGCAGAGAGGGUGGCUCGAGCCGCUCGGGUGGAAACAACAGAGGCACGGCUAGCGACUCAGAAGCUGGUCGACAGGCUGUCAGUCACUCUGCAGCAGCAGUCAGCCAAUCACAGCGCCGCCCUGUCCCAAGCGCACCAAGCAGCAGCUGGCCUCUCACUGGCUGCUGCCAGCCUCGCCCCCUUCCUCUCUCACUCCAUCCUGCCGCUCAUUCGCCAGGUCUUUGAUGCGGCGUCUGCAGUGCAGAGCUCAGUCAUUUCUGCUGUAAUCACACCGGAUAGUGUCACAACAACUGCCGAGAGAGUGCAUUCGGAGUGCCGCAGUUUCAUCGGCCUGCUUGAAUCAGUUCACGGAGCAACGCCCUCACUUCCCUCCUCUCACCCCCACCACCUCUCCUCUCUCCUCCGCCUCUCCACCUCCCUGCACCAGCAAUGCUCCUCCCUCCUCCCAUCCAUCUCCCAUCUCGCACACACCACCCUCUCCUCCCUCCACGCUCUCCGCCUCUCCAAGCGCCGCCAGCUGGCAGCCCAGUCAGCAGCGCCAGCAGUGCAAGGAGAAUCCGAGCUGGCGGAAGAAUCACCGCCAGCCGGGCGGGUGUCGGCGGAAGCUCUGAAUGGCGCUGUGCUGGCAGUGUGUAGACGCGCUCUGGAUGGUGCUGUGCUGGUGCGGUGA